Molecule: messenger RNA, 933 nt
Organism: Equus quagga
Lineage: Eukaryota; Metazoa; Chordata; Mammalia; Perissodactyla; Equidae
Product: olfactory receptor 13H1-like
Exons: 1
Coding region: 1-933 (310 amino acids)
Biological process (GO): G protein-coupled receptor signaling pathway
Cellular component (GO): membrane
Molecular function (GO): G protein-coupled receptor activity; olfactory receptor activity
Source: RefSeq, a predicted model, not a curated record
AUGGACAGCCAGAACAGCACAGAAGAGGUCUACUUCCUUCUGCUUGGGUUCUCCCAGUACCCAUGGGCUCAGACCAUCUUCUUCUGCCUAUUACUCAUGUCCUACAUCAUCACCCUUUUUGGGAACAGCCUCAUCUUGCUCCUGAUCUACUGUGAUACCCGGCUCCAUACGCCCAUGUACUUCUUCCUCAGCAACCUGUCCUUCCUGGACAUGUGCUACACCACAUGCAGUGUACCCCAGAUGCUCAUCAACUGCUUGGCAACCAUUCCUGUUAUCUCGCUAGGACAUUGUUGGGUCCAGAUGGCCACAGGACUUUAUCUGGGUGGUGUUGAGUGUCUUCUACUAGCUGCCAUGGCCUAUGAUCGCUGUGUGGCCAUUGUUGACCCCCUGCGUUACUCUGUGCACAUGGGACCCCAGCUUUGUGGCCUGUUGGCUGGGACUUCAUGGACUGCAGCCUUCCUUCUGACUGUGGUCCCUGUGCUGACUAUGCCCUUGGAGUUCUGUGGUCACCAGGUCAUCAAUCACUUCUCAUGUGAGCUCCCAGCUCUGCUCAAGCUUGCCUGCUCUGACCUGAGGUUCUACGAGUCGUUAAUGGUGGGCACCGGUGCCUUGACCCUGCUGGCUCCUUUUUCCUUCAUUGUGGGCUCCUAUGGAAGAAUCCUGAUGGCUGUGAUGCGGGUGCAGUCCAUGCAGGGCCGUGGCAAGGCUUUUUCCACAUGUGGCUCACACCUGAUUGUCGUGGUCCUCUUUUAUGGCACGGCCAUCUCCAUGUAUAUGAUGCCUCAGAACAAGACCAUCCGUGACCGAGACAAGAUCAUCUCCAUCUCCUAUGGCGUCCUCACCCCCAUGAUGAACCCCUUCAUCUACAGCCUGCGGAACAAGGACAUGAAAGAGGCCUUCAGGAGGCUCUUGGGGAAAAAGAUUGACCUUUAA